CCCGACCGCGUCACAAACAGAGCACUCUACCCAGGUCCGGCGAAGGAAGAAAGUAAUAACAGGACAGAACGAAAACGGGGCGGGGGUUAAGGGCGUGUGCUAAUUCGACUUGAAACGGAUAAAUCUGCGAAACUUUACGAGCUCUUCCCUCCAUAGAAGGCUUCGCGGAUUUCCUUCUAAGCUACUUCUCAAUCUGGGUGUCUUUAUUCUUUUCUAUAUAUAAAUUUAUUCGUUGGUCAUUAUAUAGAACUGUUCUUUGGGAUUCGAUUGAGGGACAGAUUGUGAGAGUUUCAGAGGGAAGAGCAAUGGCCAGCGAAGAUCUGGAGAGAGGAGGGACGAAGAGCAGCGGAAUCAAUUACCCACGAGGGAACUACUCGUCUUCUUACUAUGUUGAGACCACAGAGCGUCAAUGGAGUUCGUGGUUGAUCCCUAUGUUUGUGGUCGCCAAUGUUGCUGUGUUCAUUGUGGCUAUGUACGUCAACAAUUGCCCCAAGAACAAUCUGGGUUUUGAUGGAAGCUGCGUGGCUAAGUUUCUCGGCAGGCUUUCGUUUCAGCCUCUCAAGGAGAACCCCCUCUUUGGCCCCUCUUCUUCUACAUUGGAAAAAUUAGGAGCGCUGGAAUGGAACAAGGUGGUACAUGGUCAUCAAGGAUGGAGGCUUCUCACAUGUAUCUGGUUGCAUGCAGGUGUAAUUCAUCUACUUGCAAACAUGUUGAGCUUGGUCUUUAUUGGCAUUCGCCUUGAACAACAAUUUGGAUUUGUGCGAGUUGGGUUGGUCUAUCUCUUGUCAGGAUUUGGUGGGAGCAUACUUUCUUCCCUUUUCAUUCAACGCAAUAUAUCUGUUGGUGCUUCUGGUGCUCUGUUUGGGCUUCUUGGAGCAAUGUUAUCAGAACUUCUGACGAAUUGGACUAUUUAUACCAAUAAGGUCGCAGCUCUAAUCACACUUGUGGUCAUCAUUGUUAUUAACUUGGCAGUUGGAAUUCUUCCUCAUGUUGAUAACUUUGCCCAUAUUGGUGGGUUCAUGGCUGGUUUCCUCCUUGGAUUUGUUUUGCUUCUGCGACCCCAGUUUGGAUGGAGGGAGCGUGGGCAUCUCCCAGCUGAUACCCGUGUCAAAUCCAAGCAUAAGGCUUACCAAUAUGUAUUCUGGGUGGUUGCCCUUGUUUUACUCAUUGCUGGAUUUACGCUUGGCCUGGUAAUGCUAUUUAGAGGAGAUAAUGGUAAUGAUCACUGCAGCUGGUGCCAUUAUCUGAGCUGUGUGCCGACAUCAAGAUGGAACUGUGGGAAUUGAUAGGAGAAUUCUCAGUUUCUGCUUUCAAUCUCCAACUUGCUCUCCAAUUCUUUUCUUAUAAUUUUUUAAAGAAUUUUUUCAUUUCAUGUCAUUGUGAUGCUUCUUUUUGUAUACAGAUGGAACAGCUCCUCACCGACUUUAGUAUCUUCUUCACUCUGAUUCUAUUUGGACACAGGAGGAAGAACAGUUGUUUAUAUUGAUUUUUUUUUUUUUACACGGGAUUUCAUCCCAUUUGCAUACAGACUAGUAGCAAUCACAUGCACUGAUUGCUUGUGUCAAGACAGCUGUUUCACUCUCUGAUGUGUAAAAUGCUCUUUGGUUAUUUUAAAUUUCGGUUUCGAGCAA
This is a messenger RNA of Malania oleifera, 1631 nucleotides long. Its product is annotated as RHOMBOID-like protein 2. The transcript has 5 exons. The coding region runs from base 306 to 1286 and encodes 326 amino acids. Gene Ontology annotation, biological process: proteolysis. NCBI's taxonomy places the organism in Eukaryota, Viridiplantae, Streptophyta, Magnoliopsida, Santalales, Ximeniaceae. The record is from RefSeq and is a predicted model, not a curated record. Gene Ontology annotation, cellular component: membrane. Gene Ontology annotation, molecular function: serine-type endopeptidase activity.